Molecule: messenger RNA, 480 nt
Organism: Peniophora sp. CBMAI 1063
Lineage: Eukaryota; Fungi; Basidiomycota; Agaricomycetes; Russulales; Peniophoraceae
Source: the annotation of a GenBank genome assembly
AUGCCAUCGCCCCCAAAAGCCGAUUACGCUCUUCUUCCCCUCCACGACAGCCCUCCGCCCGCGUAUCCCGCCCUGCCGCAGAACCACACAACAACACAGGGGCCCGAGCCGACCACGUCGUCGUCGCAUUCGGAGAGCGGUUCGCACGAUGUCGUGUUUGCAGCGUCCCGCGACGAGGACCUGCGCGCACGCAUGUACACUGACGUCUGUGCAGCCGCCGCCGGCUUCAUCGUGGUGCUCUGUACCACCGUCGGGAGCUUCAUCGUGGUGCUCGCUACCACCACCAGCGACGUCUUCGCUGCCGCCUGCGGCUUCCUCGUGGUGCUCUGCGACACAGCCAGUAACAUCGUCGCGAGCGGCCAUGUGAAGUACUUCGUGAUGAUGGGCGUGGCGGCGGCAGUUGUGUAUGUGAUAGCGCCCAAGGCGUUGGCGCUGUACCAUGAGCUCUUGGCCGCUGGUGGGCGGGCGCACGCUGCUUGA